Cygnus atratus (black swan) is the source of this 5576-nucleotide messenger RNA. It is a transcript of the gene STK32C, whose product is annotated as serine/threonine kinase 32C. Lineage: Eukaryota; Metazoa; Chordata; Aves; Anseriformes; Anatidae. The transcript has 12 exons. Gene Ontology annotation, biological process: regulation of signal transduction; protein phosphorylation; G protein-coupled receptor signaling pathway. The record is from RefSeq and is a predicted model, not a curated record. Bases 66 to 1346 code for a protein of 426 amino acids. Gene Ontology annotation, molecular function: G protein-coupled receptor kinase activity; G protein-coupled receptor binding; ATP binding.
CCGGCCGCGGGAGCCGGCGGCCCGGCGGGGCGCGGCGCUUAGGGCAUGCCAGGCGGCUCGCCCCGAUGUUUCACUGGGGCAAGUGGAAGAAGAGGAUGGGAGCGAGCGCCUCGUCCUCCAAGAGACCCGUCUUCGACGAGAGGGAGGACGUGAACUUUGACCACUUCCAGAUUCUCCGGGCGAUUGGGAAGGGAAGCUUUGGCAAGGUGUGCAUUGUGCAGAAGAGAGAUACUGAGAAGAUGUAUGCCAUGAAGUACAUGAACAAGCAGCAGUGCAUCGAAAGGGACGAGGUUCGCAACGUGUUCAGGGAGCUGGAAAUCCUGCAGGAGAUUGAGCACGUGUUCCUGGUGAACCUCUGGUACUCCUUCCAGGACGAGGAGGACAUGUUCAUGGUGGUGGACUUGCUCCUUGGGGGUGACCUACGCUAUCAUCUGCAGCAAAACGUGCAGUUUACAGAAGAAACAGUCAGACUGUACAUCUGUGAGAUGGCUCUGGCUCUAGACUACCUACGCAGUCAGCAUAUUAUUCACAGAGAUGUAAAACCAGACAACAUUCUCCUGGAUGAGCAAGGUCAUGCACAUUUAACAGAUUUUAAUAUUGCAACAAUAAUUAGGGAUGGUGAAAGAGCAACUGCGUUAGCUGGAACAAAGCCAUACAUGGCUCCAGAGAUUUUCCAUUCCUUCCUGAACGGCGGGACGGGUUACUCCUUCGAAGUGGAUUGGUGGUCGUUGGGAAUUAUGGCUUACGAACUCCUUCGGGGCUGGAGACCGUAUGACAUCCACUCCAACAACCCAGUGGAGUCCUUGGUCCAGCUGUUCAGUACUGUCAGCGUUCAGUACUCAUCCACGUGGUCAAAGGAAAUGGUUGCUCUGUUAAGGAAGCUGCUGACGGUGAACCCCGAGCACCGCUUCUCCUGCCUCGCCGACAUUCAGACGUCGGCCUACUUGUCAGGCGUGGUCUGGAGCGACGUCGGCGAGAAACGCGUGGAGCCGGGCUUCGUCCCGAACAAGGGCCGCCUGCACUGCGACCCCACCUUCGAGCUGGAGGAGAUGAUCCUGGAGUCGAGGCCCCUGCACAAGAAGAAGAAGAGGCUUGCAAAGAACAAGUCGAGGGACAACAGCAAAGACAGCUCCCAGUCCGAAAAUGACUAUCUCCAAGAAUGCCUUGAAGCUAUCCAGCAAGACUUUGUCAUCUUUAACAGAGAGAAGCUAAAGAAGAGCCAAGAGCAGACGAGCGAGUCCGUGUCCCCCCCCGAAACCACCGAUGAAGCCGAGACGGAGGCCGAGUCUGAGACCUCCAACUUGAACAUGUGCAGCUCCGUGUGCUCCUCGGCGGGCAGCAGCUAGGCUGGGGGCUGCCGGCCGCCCCGUCCCCGCCCCCCGUUCUCAGGUUGCGCUGAGUAACACCGGCUGCGCUCCGAGACAACCGGAGACGCGCGACAAGUCGUCUCGCAAUGCUGUAGCAACACAGACAGUUCUCACAGAACCGAAUUCGGGAUUUAGGCGAAUGCCGGUCUGCACACCGGGGUGCCUGUCGUGGGUAAGGAUCCUUGCUAUGCAACUCGUCGGAGGAAGUAGACCAAUUUCUUUAUUUGUUCUUUUUUAAUGUCAGAUUGCUGAUCUGGACAUGCUUUUAACACACUAAGAUGCCAACAUACGAAGUUACACCUACAACAAAGGGGCACAGCAGGUGUGGAGCAGGAGGCAGGCUGAACAGGGGUUACACCGUACUCUGGCAUUCCCGGUAGUGAGGGCUGCGCGGGGACGAGCGCUCCCACUGCGAGUCGAAGCAGCCCCAGAGCCUCGCUGGUCCCAGAGGGUGGCAGCAGCCUGGUGAGAGCCAAGGGCAAUGACGGUCCCGUGGUGUAGGGACGGCCCUGUGGCAUGGGAUGGGGUGGCCCGGGCACUCCCUUGUCUCUUCAUCACCUGCCAGAGUCUUUUUCCCGACUCCCGGCAAAUAAAUGUUUUCUGUGCACUCCAUGGAUUCUCCUGGGGCUGGGUAAUGAUUAAACGCAUAACUGAUAUGUAAAAUAUAUCUAAAUAUUUGCUUUCUUCACAUAGCUGUUGUGAGUUGCAAGGAGCUGUGCAAACGGAUCAGAUCAUUCUGGUGCUGUUUGUCCAGGUUCGGAGGAUUUAUUUCAUCAUAGAUGCAGAUUUUAGUGGAAGCAAAGUGGGUGGCCUUACAAUGCUGCUCGAUCACAAAGAGAGGGGAGUAUCUUAUUUCACCCUUCGAUUUACUUUAUUUUCAGUGUAAAGUAAAACUGCUGUGUAUAAUUUACCAAUACCUGUUUUACCUUCUUAAUAAGACAGGAGAUCUCUUUGGCUUGUUCCAGCUGUGGAUGUUACCUUUCUUCUUGUUUCAGGAGCCUUCACUAUAUUAGUUGCUUAAUCUGCUGUACAGUGGCUUUUGGUUACUAUUGCUAAAAAUGAGCCAUUGGGUCUGCUGCAACACAAACCCGUUGUGAUAUGCAAAGGUUUCAUGAGAACUGCAUUCACUUUACAGCUGUCAUAAUCUGUUUGCUGCCAGCCAUUAAGGAGGUUGCUGGGUUUGCAUCCCUCGUGCAGAUUCGUAACACAAAAAGGGAUAGAAAACGUUUUUAACAGAUGCAGACUCUUUUAGGACAAAUUUUGUGUUCAGUGGAUGAAAUAGAAUGGCUUAACCAGUUUAAAACUCUUUUAUAUGAAAAAAAGACACAAAGCAUUUAUUUUCCACAGUUUUAUGUGGAAAUCAGUGAGUGACUAUGUUUGUGCAGAACCAAACUUUCAAAAGUCUUUCAAUAGACGUGUUCAGGUGUGCAGGCACAACUUUUAGGGGGGGGCUGGGGGAAGCCAAAGCUUUUAUACCAGUGGCACAGUUGUGUUCAGGACAGCGCCAGGUACACGGUGCAUCCGAUCAGCAUCUGCGCAGUACAACCCCACGGCUCCACGGAGCGGUGCGGUCCCGUGCGUGGGGCUGGGGGCAAGGCGGCAGGCGCUGAGCGAGCCACGUCGAUAAAUGGGUCCCACGUGCCUUCGGCCCGCUGGCAGCACCUCUCCCCGCGGCAGCCCCGGUUCCCUGGAAGAGAUCCUCGUCGCUCUGCGCCUGAGGGGCACCAGCGCGGUGCCGGGGACACGGGCAGCUCACGGAACUGGGCUCUCCAGCGCGUCGGAGCGAGUCCUGUACAUUUGGAUGUACGGCGGGACCUGCCGGCUUGCUCCUCGGUCCUGUACUGUCUGCGUGCGUUGCGUUUCCCCCAGCCUCUUCGCGGAGCCGGCGGCACGGCUGUGGCUGUUCGGCACCAGCUGCCCUCUGCCUCGGCUGCCCCAGUGGCGGGGUUGUGCUGAGCACCUCUCGCGGCACAGCACCGCUGGGUGUGAGCAGCACGAUCACGGGAACAGCACUUCAGUCUCGAGUCACGGAACCACGUCGAGACAGGCUCUGUCUGGCUUCUGGUGGGAAUAGUCUCAUAACCCUGCUGCCGCGAGGGGCUGGAAACCUGCCUCGUGGCCUGCCAGGAGCCAGGUGGGUGUGAAAGGAGCAGGAUGAGGGUCACGAGAUGUUUUUGUUCAGGAAGUAUGAAUUAUAGGUGGUUUACUUCACCGGUAUGAAUGGUUCUUUUCAUUAAAUUCCAUUUCACUAUUUAGCUUCUUUCUGUAAAUAAUGACAAAUUUAGAGACUCUGAGAUCAACGAGGAGUGUAACGUUUAUUUGGGGACCAAAAUGCACCCUGUGCGGGAGGUACAGGUACAUCCUGUUCAGCCGCAAGCUCUCAGGCCAGAGGAGAUGUCUGCAGUCCUGUAGGACGUGUCUCAUCAGAGAUCUUCAUCGCUUUCUUUAGGACAUGUUACAAAUGGCCCUUAACAUCCCGCUGCUGUGUGCAGACAUGAGCUGGCUCACUUCCCAGAAACCGGAGUGCCUCACUCCAGAACCUGUCUUGGUCAUUUAUGUUCUCCUUUCAGCACUCCGCUUCCUGUAUAAGUGGUGAAAAAUGCCCUCAGCAGCGCUGAGCAGUGACCCGCAAAGCUUCUGGGGAGACACCAUGUCAUGGCUGCUCCCAAGACAAAACGAUCUGGGGGCAGAUCCUGGCUGCCCAGAAAGCACUGCUGAAAUCCAGCAAACACCUAGGGAAACAUGUUUGGGAACUCUCAUUUCUGCCUCACAUCAGAAACUUCUAGAUCUUGCUCACUGGGAACAGGUGACACAACGUAGACUUCUAGGAUCACUGUGCCGUGUAGUCGAGACACCGUGAGUACGAUAUAAUUUGAGUACUCAUUUCCAAAACUGCAUGGACGUACACUUCACUACUGCCCAGUUGGGGAACAGGUUUUAUUGAUGCCUACUUAUGCAGAGACCCCAGAGAUGAAACUGAAAGAAACGAGUAAUUGUAAAAAGGAAACACAGUAAUAAACGGAUACCUGUUUGCUUCACUGUAAAAAAGCCCAGGAUGGGUUUUAAUGUGUCGCCUCUGCUGUGCCCUGCUCCCUGUUGCUGUUUUGUUUGUGUCUGUAUGUUGUCACCUCAAUUCCUGCCGUGGGGCCGUGGGGCAGGGCGUUGUUUGUCACCUCGGGGUGUCGGGGCCGCUCUCUCACCGCCGUCCGUGGCGCGUGGGCUGGGGCGGGUUCGCAUCGGCUGCACCGCUGCUGUCCCCAUGCUGCCGUCCCCGUGCUGCCGUCCCCUGCACGCCCGGCUCCGUGCGGCCCCGUGCCCAGCCCAUGCCCUGGGUGCAGCGUGGGGCUGCCCUGGAGCAGAGCGUGGUGCCCGUGGCCGUGCGGGGUGCUUGUGCUGGGGCAGCAGCGCAGGCACUGCCGGCAGGGCUCGGCGUGCGGCUGUGGGGUGUACACCCUGUGGAAGGGCUGGUUCCUAGGAAAACCGUGUUGCUUUGAAGUCCUCUGUGCCGUUUCUGUCCUUCUGUUCUCCCUCUGUUGCUUUAGAGCCUGAUUCAGCUCCAGGUGUAAGCAAAACUCAUGGUGAAGUCGUGAAGCACUACCGUUACCAAACCCCGUAACGCAGAGCUUGGAAGUUGAUCCAGCUCUGGUUUACAUCUCCACUAGAACCAGAAUACAAUAAUUUUCUGUAUAUAGGUAUUUAAAUACACGUAUUUUUUGUAUGACAGAUUUAUACAGGGUGUGCCAUGAUCUGCUGUGAAAAGUCUGCAUCACCUAUAAAUUAUUCUCCUGAAAUUCCUUGCCAUAAGAGUUUCUUAUCUGUUGUAUUUUGAGGUUCUGCAAAGUUGCAUAUUUUUAAGUGUUUCCAUUGAAUUACACAGACUUCACUGGGAAUUUUGCAUAGAAAACAAAUGCCAGAUCAGGUCCGGAUGUUUCUUUUGUUGCCAGUUCUUUAUUAUUGCUCUAUACCUUGCCAAAAAGAGAAUAGGAGUAAUAAUAGCAAAAAUGCCAAUAAUAUGAACUUGACGUUGGACAGUGCCGAAAUCCUGAUGCCUUGGUAGGGUAUAGUUUUUAAUUAUUUCUGUGUAAAUUGGAUAUGUAAAGCAUAUCUCUGUAUGUUAAGUUCAUACAUUUCUGUAAUUUUAUUGCAUGACAAUACUGCCAUGUCACUGAAGAUUUCAGUUAUGACAACAAAUUUGUGUUUUUGCAGAUA